Notothenia coriiceps (black rockcod) is the source of this 16289-nucleotide messenger RNA. Its product is annotated as E3 ubiquitin-protein ligase RNF213-like. Bases 37 to 14181 code for a protein of 4714 amino acids. The record is from RefSeq and is a predicted model, not a curated record. Gene Ontology annotation, molecular function: ATP hydrolysis activity; metal ion binding; ubiquitin-protein transferase activity. Lineage: Eukaryota; Metazoa; Chordata; Actinopteri; Perciformes; Nototheniidae. The transcript is spliced from 61 exons. Gene Ontology annotation, cellular component: membrane; cytosol; nucleolus. Gene Ontology annotation, biological process: negative regulation of non-canonical Wnt signaling pathway; sprouting angiogenesis; ubiquitin-dependent protein catabolic process.
CUAGGGGAAAAGAUAUAUCUUGUUGAAGGACGGGUUAUGAUUCCCAAGAACAUCAUUCAUGAGAGCAUUCCCUACAAAUACUUGAUUCGCAAGUGCAGUAAAAAAGACAACAAACCCAUGUAUGAGACAAUCUACCAGAAAGAUGGUAAUGAAUUGGUCAACAGGUGCCUGGCGAUCAAAGAGGACCUUUUAACACAUGAAGGGGAGUGGCACCAGUAUGAUGAUAUGAUCCAUCCAGAAAUGAAAAAGACUUUUUGGAGUUCUUCGCACAAAGACAUUGUAGUGAAAGGCAGAGACCUGGCUGGCAGGGAGAUGCUGAAUAUCAUUUUCGACCUUCUUACAACUUGGAAUGAACCAAAUGUGAACAACUUCUUUUUACUGCUACAACAGUUCUUUUAUACAUACAGCCAUCCUGUACUUCACUAUGACAGAAAAAGGCCAUGGGGACUACCAUACAGUAUUGAGCAGGUUGAAGUCCUUCUCAAAGGUGUUCUGGAGGAAAACAUAAAUUCCCAGCUCAGAAGGCAGAAACAAACAACAACAUCCCUUUCACCGCUGCAUACAGGAGUUGUUUCUUUGCUCCUUUACAGCAAGUAUCUGAAAGAUGACAUGAAGAAUCAACUAUCUAAACUCUGCAAUCUACUUUGCCUGCCCAAUAUGCAACAACACAAAUUCUCCUCUUUCUGGAAAGAGUUUGAAAUCCCUUUCGCCGAUAAAAAAAGAGUUGCAGAUGCUGUUGAGAUUCUUAGCAACAAUGCUAGAAAACUCAAUAUUGACAAGUGGGUCUUGGUCAUCCCUCUUAUUCACCUACUGAGAGGAGAAAGCAAGCCAUUUGAGCCGGCUCCAGCUGUCGUGAAUCCACAGCUAGAGUCCUGGACAGGUUUGAGUGGGAGCAAGGGGACGCAUUUCAACGGCGACAACUAUGAUAGGAGUGUUGUCCGGAUCAUGAAGGACUAUGCAUACCUGACAGACAUUGAUCGACUUCUCGUGCACUCUUGGAUGCCUCUGCUGCGUGUGGAUGAUUUCACAAGCUUCAUAAAAAGUGUGCAAGUGGAACUUCUAGACAUUCUUCAUUACAUACAGUUCAGCAUUACAUCAGGGACAAGUUACAUGAACUACAAGGCUUUGAAAGAUCUACUAUCUCAUCUCAACAAAGAAAGCCAUCUCAUUAAAAGUUUUGAUAACAAGUAUGGAGAAUGUUGCCUAAAAACAGCAGUCCGGCUUCUUGGUUCUGUGUGCCAUCUCACCACAGAUACAGAAAACUGGGAAGUUCCAAUUUACUUCCUUGAUCUGGUCUGUCUGAUUGCCAAGGCAUACGACCACACCGAUUCCCAGGCAAGAGCGCAAAUACAUGAAGAGUUUAUCAUGGAGACAUUACGAACUAUGAGGGAAUGGCGAAGAAAUACUUUCAGAAACAAACUGCUAAAUGAAUGGACUCCUUUGCAGUUUUCUGUACCCCAUGAAAUCACGGUAUGGAAAAAGUUACUCUCACUAUCCUUCAGUCACGAGGAACACACCUCUUUCUGGAGAACCACUUUCACGGAGGAUUUUGAAGGCAAACUAAAACGAGAACAACCAGUUGAUCAAAUUGGAAUAUACUCCAAAAAGAUGGAAGAACUAAGCAAAACAAGUCCAUUGUUAGGCAUCACAAUGGAGAAAUGUGCAUUGGAUGCGGUUGCUGCUAUUUGUCAGGAUAAAUCUGGCAAAGCUGUUUCAGCUCUAAUUGAGAAACAUGAUAUCAGAAAGUUUGGGAAGCUGAUGUCUGUAGUUGUACUGAAGACAUGGCCCACAGAUGUGAAUGGAGAAUACAUUGAAGGCGAGGACUUGAUAUUUGAGUAUCUUGUUAAUAACCCGAUGGCCCAAACAGUCUUUCAAAUGACAGGUGUAGGAGGAAGACUGAUCGACCAAUUUUCAAAUGAAGUGCAAAUCAGGAUGACUUUGGCUAGUUCAGCAUUCAAAUCUGUGUCACAGAAGUUCCUCAGUGGCGAGAUCCAAAUGAAAACUUUAGACCAAAUCCUCCAGAAAGAACAUGAAUUUGUUGGCUUGCUGAAGUUAGAUGCGCUCUGUGAUGAUGGUCGUUGUAAAGAUGGCAGCAACAUGAGAAGAUUACUGAAAAUAAGAAAAGAGGAAGCAGAAGCUGUCCACAACGAGAAGGAUCUUGUCAAGAGUCUUUUACAAAUCUGCCAGGAGCUUCCACAACAUGUCAAAAUUGACUACAAUGGAUUGGACAAAAAAAAUCAUCAGAACAUUGAGAUGAUGAAUCUGAAUGAAUUUAUGAAACCUCACAUUCUUGAUGGACAGACCUCAGCUUCAAUUGGGAAGGUCACUUUUUUCAACCUAUGCGAUGCUACCCGUCAAAUGGCGUUAGAACUUCAUGCCAUUAAAGACAGUGCAAUCUUCAAGAUGUGCUGGACGAAUCAAGUGGAAGAGUUGUCAAGAGACCGAUCAGAUACAGAUGACACUGAACAAUUCCAUGUCAAUGAGGAACUCUACACUUUUGACCUGAUCUACAGUAAAAUAUUCCAGAGCUGCUACAGCAAGUACAGAGGGCUUUAUGAUGGUCUGAAGAGUGGCGAUCUGUUUCUGGAGGAAAUAGACUGCAUCUUUGAGGACUACAGAGGAAAGUAUGAAGAGUUGCAGAAGGAUUUUGAUAUGAUGUGCAGAAUAAAUCCAUCUGAUAACAGAAGUUGGGUCAGGGGAAGGAUUCAGCAAAUCCAACAGUACCAUGAUCUUGGUCUUGCAAUGGAAUCUGCCAUAAUCAUCAUGGAUAUCAGGAACACAAUAUGUCCAGAAGGAGACUUCAAAGUACUCGAGAAAUUGCUGCAAAUGAAUCAAGAUGACUUCAAGAAAAGCAGCCUAAAUGUCAUAGAUCACUCCUUCAUGAGAGUCAAAACUGUUCUGAUGGACAUUACAAAUGAUCGUAAGGAAUGUCUUCAGAAUCUCAGUCUGAGCCUCAAGUUUGUCCUAUGGGUUAAAAAAGCGCUUGAAGAUAUCAAUGAGCUGAAAGUGUUUGUUGACCUGGCAUCUAUCUCUGCUGGAGAAAAUGAUCUGGAUGUGGAUCGAGUGGCCUGUUUUCAUGAUGCUGUUCUCGGUUACUCUUCGCUAUUAUAUGGACUGAAGAAGGACUCUGAUUUUGUGGCUUUCAAAGAGUCAUUGCCAAAAUUGUGGAAGGCACUUGAAAAUGACAGAAAUAUACCAACGAAACUGCGGGAUACAGCACGCCAUCUGGAAUGGCUAAAGACUGUAAAGGAAAGCCAUGGAUCUGUUGAAUUGUCAUCUCUGUCCCUGGCUACAUCCAUCAAUGAGAGAGGGAUAUACACCAUUAAGGCCCAAAAUCAGAAAAAGCUUUCUUUAGAGACUUCCCUGAUGCUGCAAAUUCAGGAUGGACAUGAGAAAAGCUUAGCAUGCACCUAUGACGACCUGAAAGAGUUGCAAAAUAAGCUUAUGCUCAUGUCUGGAAGAGGGGAACAAAAUCUAACUGAAGUUGAACACUUUGCUGAGGUGUUUGACAAUGUCCAAAGACUUGCCAAAGCAUUUGUAGAGCUUUAUGCUGCAGGCAACCCACUCUUCAGAUGUUGGGAAGCCAAGAUCUCUUGCAAUACUCAGAACGACCCAUGUAUCAUUAUGGAAAUCAACUUUUGCAAGACCCUGCAUUGCAUUCAUGUACGCGGAAGUCUAGUUGAACAACUUAUAACACUUUCUAAUACGAUGGAGUUGUUUCUUGAAGACUGGCGAAACUUCAUGGACAAACAGAGAUCUGAUCACUACUACUUAAACUACUUUACAGCAGAACAAAUGUUCUACCUUUGUAGUGUUGUGACUCCAUCAAAUGUAAAUAAGGAAAUGGAGGACAAAGCUUUGAUGAUGCUCUCUUUCAUUCAACCAAACUGCACAACAUCAGAUGUCUGGAGCACAUGGAGAAGGUUUCAAGACCAAUUUGAGCCAGGCAAGAGGAUUAAUGAAGGUGCUCACUUCCAAAGUCACUUUCUUCAUCAGGAAAACAGCGACAUGUCUUCAGCUGAUCAUUUUGAAGCCAAUGAUCAAGAAGAAAAGGCUUACCAGACUGUUGAUUUAAAAGAACUGGAAGGGUUAUGGAAUGCCUACAUGAAGAACGAGGAGAUAUUUUUCCAUGACCUUUUGGACAUAAGGAGUUUAGGGGUACUGUUGGAAACAAUGGCUGCCACAGAAGACCAAAGUGAAAAUGCAUGGGCAGAACCAGUGCUUUCAGAGGUGAAGGACAAGUCAGUCCGAAGAAUUCUCCCAAAAAGCCUCUCAAUAAACCAACCAAAUCUCAUAAUCUGUUCACAAAAUGAGGUCCUGACUUCAAGCAUCUGUGUGUACAUGAACAGUGAAUAUAAUCCACUGCCUAGUUAUGAUGAGGUUCUCCUGUGUACCCCUAAAACAUCUUAUGAGCAAGUAGAGCUUUUCCUAAGGAGAUGUCUCACACCAGGUGACAUUGGUCAGAAGAUUUAUACAAUGCUUUGGGCAGAUCAGCUAACCUAUGACAUUAGCUGCGCAAUGGAGAACUGUUUUCAGAAACUGCGUUCCCUGUUUAAACAUAAUUACAGGUUAGUGAUAUUUUGCAGCUCUGACAGAGAGCACACUUACAUCCCUACUGCAUUCAGUCAGUUCAAAAGAGACUUUGUCCCACAAGAUUCAUUGGAAAGGAUCCAGACCUACUUGUCCAUGCAUUUCACUGCCCACUCCGAUCACAAGAACAUUUUCUUCAAAGGUGACCAUUCUGUCGGCAUUGUUGCUUCCCAACGUGCAGGAGUAGGCAAGUCAUUGUAUGUCGAAAGAUUGUAUGAAAAGUUGGAGGAAUGUGCUGAAAAAGGAACUGCAUUCAAAAAGUGCAUCCGACUAACUGAACAUGAAGUUGAUGACCACAAGAUUCUCCAGUCUAUGUAUGACACACCAAAACAAAAAGAUCUCAAGCUGUUUCACUUCGAUGUCACAUCCUCGGUCCAAAAAGGCUUGAAUGAAUUCCUAUUCAAAAUGUUCUUUCUGGGGUACCUGAUGGACUCAGAUGGACUGAUGUGGCGCUGUACCCACAGACACUUGUACAUCAUCGAGUUACUGGAAUCCCCAAAUCAUCAGCCCGGAUAUGACCUGGGAACUGAACGAAAGGAAAACUUUGCAUUCACAGACGUUUUCCCGAAGGUAUUUUGUCGUCCACCAAAAGAAGUAAUGGCUUUGGAAAUGAGGAGAGAUGAAAACACUGACAUGGAGAGUGGAGACCCCCUCAUGGAUGAUAAAUGUUUCAAGAGUGAAGCUUAUCAAAGACCAUACCAGUAUCUCUCACGUUUUUACAACAACAGCAAUCUGGACAACUUCACUUACCUCGGCAUUGAAGGGACUCAUGCACAGUUUCUUCAGAUACUGUUAUUCUACUGUGGCAUAUUAGAUCCAUCAUGGGCAGAGCUACGUAACUUCGUCUGGUUCCUUAAUCUUCAGUUGCAAGACAGUGAGAAUUCAGUAUUCUGCAAACCUGAGUUUGUUGGAGACACUCUUCUUGGGUUCAAAAACUUUGUGGUCGAGUUCAUGAUCUUGAUGUCUAAAGACUUUGCAACACCAUCACUAUGCAUCACUGACCAGAGCCCAGGGAGGCAACAAAUUGACAUGAGUGGGCUCAAUGAAAGAGAUUUAGCUCCAUUCCUCAUCAGAAAAAGGUGGGAAUCUGAGCCACACCCAUACAUCUUUUUUAAUGAUGACCAUGAGUCCAUGACAUUCAUUGGGUUUCACCUAGUGCUCAAUGACCAGAAAGGGGUUGAUGCCAUAAAUCCCUUAACAGGCAAAGUGAUAAAAAAAAACAUUAUGACUCAAGAGUUGUACACUGGCUUAAAACAUCAGAGAGUCCCUUUUAAUAGGGACUUUGAUCAGCUUCCGCGAGCUGACAAGAUCGAGCACCUGUGCAGUGUGCUUGGCAUCAAGUGGCCAACAGAUCCUGAUGAAACGUACGAACUGACUACAGAUAACAUUCUCAAAAUGAUGGCGAUCCAUAUGAGAUUUAGAUGUGGAAUCCCAGUUGUCAUAAUGGGUGAAACAGGAUGCGGAAAGACAAGGCUCAUAAAGUUCAUGUGUGAAUUGAGAAGGUGUGGAGCACCGGCAGAGAACCUGAAACUGGUCAAGGUUCAUGGAGGAACUACAUCAGAAAUGAUAUAUGAAAAAGUGAAGGAAGCAGAAACUCUUGCAAGGACCAAUAAAGAGGCUCAUGCAUUUGACUCAGUUCUUUUCUUUGAUGAAGCAAACACCACAGAGGCCAUCAACAGCAUCAAGGAGAUUGUUUGUGAUAACUCUGUGCAGGGACAACAACUUGGCUCUCAAACAGGACUACAGAUUAUUGCUGCAUGCAACCCCUACAGGAAGCACACAGACAAGAUGAUCGAAAGGUUAGAGGCAUCUGGAUUGGGCUAUCGGGUCAGGGCUGAGGAGACAGAAGACAGACUUGGCUCCAUUCCUCUUCGUCAGCUUGUGUAUCGUGUUCAUGUGUUACCCCCCAGCAUGAUUCCUCUUGUUUGGGAUUUUGGGCAGCUCAAUGACUCAACGGAGCAAAUGUACACGGAACAUAUAGUGAAAAGACAGGUAGAGACCAACUUGAUAGAGAGGCAUUAUGUUCCAACUAUAACUCAGGUAUUGGCGUUAUCCCAAAAGUUCAUGAGGGAGAGAAAAGAUGAAUGCAGUUUUGUCAGUUUGAGGGAUGUUGAACGCUGCAUGCACGUGUUUGUAUGGUUCCACAAAAAUCACCCAAUGUUUGAUGAGAGAAAGAGAGUAUACCUUAAAGAGCUAAGUCAGAGGGAAAAAAACACAAAGAUGUUGUCAUUAUUACAAGAUAGUGACAGAGUAAUCUGGUCACUCUUGAUGGCCACUGGAGUGUGCUAUCAGUCUUCCUUGGAAGACAAAAGGCCAUAUCAGGAAAUGAUCAACCAUUUGCUUCCUGGAUACAGCACAAAGAGAGUACUGGAGGAAAUCCAACUCAUGCAGGACCUCCUACUCAACGGUGUACCCAUGGGUAAAACUAUAGCCAGGAAUGAGGCUUUGAAAGAGAACUUCUUCAUGAUGGUGAUCUGCGUUGAGCUAAGAAUUCCCUUGUUUAUUGUUGGGAAACCGGGGAGCUCCAAAUCCCUGUCCAAAACCCUAGUUGCUGAUGCAAUGCAGGGCCCUGCCUCACAUUCUGAACUCUACAAGAGGCUAAAGCAAAUACAUCUUGUCUCUUUCCAGUGCAGCCCUCAUUCAACUCCUGAAGGAAUCAUCAACACAUUCAAACAGUGUGCUCGCUUUCAGGAAAGCAAAAACUUGGAUGAAUACAGCUCAGUAGUUGUUCUUGACGAGAUUGGAUUGGCUGAAGAUUCCCCUAAAAUGCCACUGAAAACACUGCAUCCAUUACUCGAAGAAGGCUGCGUGGAUGAUGAGCCACAACCUCAUAAAAGAGUUGGGUUCAUUGGAAUUUCAAAUUGGGCACUUGACCCUGCUAAGAUGAAUCGUGGAAUAUUUGUGUCCCGUGGAGAUCCAAACCAGGAAGAGCUCAUCAAAAGUGCUAAAGGGAUAUGCUCGUCUGAAGAAAAUGUUCUGAAAAAGAUAAAACACCUCUUUGAGUCUUUUGCAAAAGCAUAUAUGACAGUAUGCGAAGAGGGCAAGGGUUUUUUUGGUCUGCGGGAUUUCUACAGUCUGAUUAAGAUGAUAUUUUCAAUGACCAAAAUCAGUAACAAGAGUCCUACAGCAGAUCAAAUAACUGAAGCAGUCCUGAGAAACUUUAGUGGAAAAGAUGAUGUGGAUGUGAUGCGCAUAUUCCGCGAAGAACUCGGAGAUGACUUUGCCAAUGCCAGCAUCACCACCUUGGAUUUGUUCGAGAAAAGCAUAUCUCCAGCUUUCAAAGUGGAUGAAAGUCGAUACCUUUUAAUCCUCACAAAAAACUAUGCAGCUCUUCAGAUUCUCCAACAGAUAUUCUUCCAUCAACAAAUCCAUCCAGAAAUCAUCUUUGGGUCUAGUUUCCCAAAGGAUCAAGAGUACACGCAGAUUUGUAGAAACAUCAAUCGUGUCAAGGUUUGCAUGGAGACUGGACAGACAGUUGUGCUUCUUAACCUUCAGAAUCUCUACGAAAGUCUGUAUGAUGCUCUCAACCAAUACUACGUGACCUUAGGGGGUCAAAAGUAUGUUGAUCUUGGAUUAGGAACACAUCGUGUAAAAUGCAGAGUUCACAAAAACUUCAGGCUCAUUGUCAUUGAAGAGAAAGAGGUGGUCUACGAACAGUUCCCGAUCCCACUGAUUAACAGGUUGGAAAAACACUAUGUUGACAUCAACACUGUUCUCAGAAAUGAGCAGAAGGAAAUUGCCAGACAUCUACAGAAAUGGGUUGAUGAUUUUGUAAACUCAAGUGGUCAACAACCUAUGAAAAAGCAAUACGCUCCAUGUGAUGUCUUCAUUGGCUAUCACUCAGACACAUGUUCCUCUGUGGUCCUGCAAAUAACGGAGAAUCAAGGUGUUGAGAGAGAUGCCCAGACCAUUCUGGAUAAAGCCAAAGACAUUCUGCUCAACUGCGCCACUCCAGACUCUGUUGUCCGUUUGGACAAAUCCAAAAUACCUGAUGAGGAAAGAGAACAUAUAAUGAAAGAAUAUGUUAAAGAAGAGAUGCACAGCUCAUUGGGAGACUACAUUGUGUAUCACACACAGCAGUUGGAACAGUCCCAAUUCUUCACUGAGGUCACAACAUUUUCCAGGCUAUUGACUGCAGCAGACACUCAACAACUGCAGAAUGUGACAAAGCUUAAUAAUAUUAAGCUGCUAUCACUGCAACAGUUUGACACAGAGUACUCUUUCCUCAAGAAAAUCAGGGAAUUUCUUGGCUCAACACUUGCAGACAAAGUGCUCAUUAUCCAAACAGACUAUGAUGAAGAGUCCCAUCGGAGAAAUAUUCUUUCCUCAGCCAAGUAUUCGUGCACCAACGAAAUAAGCAAGUGGGCCUUAAACGCAAACACAAAAACGUUUGUGUACUUUGUCACCAAACUUCCUCGAAUCGAGGGUGGGACCUCGUAUGUUGGGUUUCAAGGCGGUCCUUGGAGGUCUGUUCACAUUGAUGAUCUCAGAAGAUCAAAAGAGUUUGCGUCUGAUGUUCAUUCCUUAAAAAAUCUACGCAUAAGUGAACUUUUCAAAGAACUACCCGAGGCCAUGAAGACAGAAGACUACAAUGGUGUGGCACAAAAUAAUGACUCAACUGUCUUGGGAGAUGUGUAUGAUAUAACAGAGCUGACAAGAAGUUGUGUUCAGAGUGCAGUGAACAUGCUUAGAGAUGCAACAGAGAGUGGAGAACUCAGCACAAAAAGAAUUGAGAACUUGCUGACACUUCUGGAUGAAACUCAAACUCAACGUGUGUUUGCAAACAUUGUGAGGAAGCGUCUUCACAUGCUGUUAGAAGACUAUGAGGCCAACAUCCCCUAUCCAAAAAGCUGGGUUCUAACGGAGGCAUCUAAUGUCAAUUCUCUUCAAGAAGGGGGGACGUUCCUACACACACUGUGGAGGAAAAUCCAAGCAGUUGUGACUCCACUCCUGGCUACGUUGGUCUCAGUCAUUGACCGAGAUUGCAAUUUGGAGCUUUUGCUGAAUGAGUGCGAUGACGUCAGGAAUCUAUGGCUUGAGAUAUUUGGGAGCGAACAGAUGCUCCAUGUACCUUUUAAGAGGGUGGAAAGCAACUCCAGUGUCUUAAUGGUACAAAGCCAUAGCACAGGUGGCAACACCAUGCACUGCCGCAUGCCUUUCAGCUGGUGGAUUAAAGACUUCCUGGAUGGGCUCAUGAUCCAAACAUACAGACAUGAAACUCAUUCACCGGGUCAUUUCCAGGAGUUUUUCUUGAACACUCCACUUGGCAAUUAUAUAUCCAAAAAUGUGGAAGAAAAAAUGAAGAAAGAAUUUUUCGAAAGGUACCUGCAGGAUUUUGUUUCCAUGACCAUGAAAGUGGCAUCAGAUGAAGAAUUGCAGGUCUUGUGUCAGGCCCUUGCCAGCUGCGUCAAUGAAUUACAGAGUCGAAAAAGAGUUGAAGAUGAGCUUUCUCUUCCUGACAUCCACAUUGCCUACAAUGUCUACAAAAGCCGUCUUCAGAACCUCUCAUGGAUGAUAACUCUUCAGCCUGAUGUGGUUUCUCCGCUACGAAAAAGCAGGCACAGAAAUUGUCCAGAAAUGGUUUUGGAUGUACUUGCAGCCCAGGCAUGUGUUGAAUGCCUGGAGUCUGCUAAUUUAGAUACUGAUGCUCUAUGCCAGCGCUGGCUGAUGCAGGUCAAGCGGCUACGAGCCUCUUUGGAUUUGAUUUGCUCUCAACAGUAUAAAGAGCGAUGCAAGGAAAUACUUCGAGGUGUCAGGAAAGGAUGGAAGCGCAUCAACAUCCUCUCAUUGUUUGUGGACCACAUGCUGCUGGGUUUCCAAAAUGAUGAGAAUCAGCUUAGAACACUGGUACUGAAUCAGAUUCAAACCUUAAACAAGGUUCUGGAGGGAAAUUCUGAUGUGAAAUCAAUGAAGGCUUUUCGAGCUGUGGUUGAAAUACUAAGUUCAUGUAAGCAGGGGGCAAGUGAUCAGCUUUUCAGGUUUGGACUUCAAUGUGACGUAUGCACAAGGGAGCCUCAGGACCCUGUAAAGCUGCCAUGCCAUCACAUGUUCUGCUUAACAUGCGUCAGGGCAAGCAUUGAUGCAGGACAGACUUCUUGUCCCAAAUGCAGGCAGCAGUUACCAAAUGACUUUCAGCCACAUGUCUCUGAAGAGAUCAGGGUUUCUUUGAGGAAAAAUGCAGAAUUCAGUCGGCGUUGCAAUGGCUUCUUCAUUGACCUGCUCUCCACUGUGUGCUUUAAAGACAACACUCCACCAGAAACACAUGUUAUCACCCACCUGUUGUCCUACCUGAUUAUUGAGACAGAACAUAAACAGAUACACACCAAAGAUCUGUCACCUUUUGACGAGUCCCCAGAUAAAAACCCAGUCGUGCGAUCCGUGAUCCUCAAGCUGCUGCUGAAGUUCAGCUUUGACGAAGUCCAGGAAUAUUUGCAGCAGCAUUUGUCAUCUGUUGAAGAAAGCAGAUUUGUGCACGAGGAUGAUAAAGCAGAGCUGUAUGCUUUGUACAUAAACUGCUUGGAGGACUCCAUGUGGGAGAAGAUGCCUCAGGAAGGCUUCACAGAUUUAGAAGUGAAGCCAUUUUACAAUGAUGAAAGACAAUUCCUACACUUCUUUUUGGCUGAAGUCAACUCUGUUCCAGCAACAGUGUCUAUUCAACAUCUGCAGGACAUUGCACGAUUGCGUCUUUCGCUCACCAUGGCUGCCCAGCUCAUCAGUGACGAUCUGUGUGAGAGAAAACUCCCAGAUGGAUCAGAAGAUUUCCUGAAAAUGGUGAUUAAAGUCUGUGAGGACAGUGGGAAUGAUUGGUACCGCAUUUACCUGAUCCGCAAACUCAGUGAAUGGCAGGGUGUGGAGUCGGUCCAGACUCUUGUCAAACAACCGCGGUUUAGCUGGCUUUUCCCUAACAAUAUCCAUCAGCAGAAUGUAGAUGAAGGCCAGAUGGAUCAGUAUCUUGUGUAUGGGGAGGAAUACAAGACUAUAAGGGAUGCAGUGGCCAAGGCAGUAGUGGACUGUGAUGUCGAGCAGAUAGAAGACGUCUGCGAGAAAUGCACCGCUCCACCAAGAAAGCGAACAAUGUUCAUUCUCCUGGCUCUUUUUCGAGAGGUUACUACUUUGUACAGAUCUGCAAAUACUAGCCUUCAUCCAUCCUCUGAGAUUUGCCAUGCAUUUGCAGAACUCAUCCAGGGCUCAAGGUAUCUAUAUCAAAAAGAAGUAAGGGAUCUUGCCUCAGCCUUGGUUCACAACAGGUUAGGAUCCCUGGCCAUAACCCAUGACCUUACUAUUGUGGACAACACUAUUAUCGAGCUAAACAUCCACCUGGCAGCUGUGCUGCUCACUGGAACUCAUCUACUGGUGAUGCCACUCAAGCAACUUGGUCUGUCUCCUGAAAAUAUGCAGGCAGCGUUUAUACCUACAAUGCCUGAUGAUAUGUUAGCUGUUGCCCAGGCAGCCAUACAACAAGACUAUGGGAAGCUCACUUGGUAUGUGUGUCCAAAUAAUCACCCAUGCUUUGUUGACGAGUGCGGCCUGCCCAUGCAGAGAGGCCGAUGUUUGGAGUGUGGACAGGAGGUUGGAGGGGAGCAACAUUCUCCCUUGCAAGGAUUCAGACCGAUUAAUCUACAGCAGGAUCGCACAAGGCCUGGGCACAUCCUAGGAGACCCUGAGCAGGGAAACAACACAGACACUAAAAACAUGUCUCUGAGUCCAUUUACGCUGAUUAGGCUGGUUACACAUCUGGCCAUGUUGCUUGGGACCUCAGAGAAGUCCCAGUUUGUCCAGAGCAUCAUCCAGCCACCAGUGGAGGAUGUUUGUAUGUUUCUCGGUCUUCACAUAAUAAAGGAUCUGGAUCAGCUUUCACAGGCUCUUGGAAGAGGAGCUGACGACACGGUUACAACUGUCCACUUGGUGAUCAGAUCUCUGCAAGACCUAGUACAGCCCAGUCUAUCUGGAAUUGAUCCUAACCUAACAACCAAAGCAUCCAGAAACAGCUGGGAGACUACUGUGGCUGCUGAUAUUAUGACACCACUGUUGAGGGAUCUUGAUCAACUCCUACAAGAAGCCAAGGGCAGCAUUAGAACCGACUCCCGUAUAUCGUCCAACUUCAUCAUGAGGGCAACCUUCGGUGAUGAUUGUACUUUCCUAACGUCGCUACCGCAGGGGUCUCAGGUCCACAGCUCAGCGGUGUGGAGCUGUAGGGAGAGGCUCUCGUUGCUCAGCCUAACACACAUUCUGGAGCAGAAUGAUCAAAAGGAGGAACUUCCGCUUCUCUGGAGGUUCCUGCAGAAGGAGAAAGAAUUUCGGCAGAUCAAGCUCCUUCCAGACAUCGUAAUCCUGCAAACACGCUUGGUGAGAAUGUUCCAGAACGCAACUGACCAGAUAGUGGGCUCCGUUGGAGAGUUCAUUGAGAAGCAAACAGAAAUGAAGACGUGGUAUGAGAAACACAUUAACAUCUUUCUGAAGACAUGGAAUCUGCUCAGAGUGUCUGUAACCAGCAGUGAGUUGAAGAUCCCAGAUGAAUUUUGCAGCCAAGAUUUGAACCUGGACAGCGACUUGCAGUACCUCUUGCCCCGGCGGCAGGGACCAGGUCUGUGUGCCACCGGUCUGGUCAGCUACCUAGUGGCGCUACACAACGAGCUGGUGAACGCUGUGGAUAGUCUGACCGGGGAGGACAGCAGCAGUUACAGAGUGAGUGUGGCGGAGCUAAGGGAGCAGCAUGUGAUCAGCUAUGAGCUUGAGAAGGACCUACUUCCUCUGGUGUUAUCCAACUGCCAGUACAGCUUGGAACGUGGACAUGAGACAAUAACACAAUAUGACCUGCCCAUGAUCCAGCAGCAGAUCAUCACCCGCUUCCUGCAGGGAAAACCCCUCAUCACCCGCACAGGAGUUCCGACUCUGAUCAACACACAAGAGAGAGACUAUGAAACCAUGUUCAAGACUGUUAAAGGAAAAGUACAUCAGGCCACUCUGUCCUCUCUGACUCGGAACGCAUUGUCCAGAGAGCUGGACUCCUACAGUGAGGUGUGUGAGGCACUCAAGAUCGCUGAGCUGCUCCUGGGCUUCCUCUCAAUGACUGGUGGGGACCCCAUGAUGUCACUGGUCACUUACCUCCAGGAUAUCUUGAAGAUGGUUCAACGCAUCGAUAAACACGUAUUGCAGGCUCUGGGCAGAUGCAAUCUCAGACACUGUGUUUCUCUGUGGCAACUCCUCUCCUCCCUCAGAUCGGAAAACAUGCUGCGUCUCAAAAGGGAGCCCUUUUCGGGGUAUCCAUCAGAGUACCUGGUGCCGCUGACAGAGGAAAACAAGACUGAGCUGAAAGGCUUCGUGUCCAGAGGAAAUGUGGACCAAUGGCUUCUUGAGAUGCACGAGUUCCUCCUGCUGAAUCUGGGCCGGCCGAGGGCCAUCGAUGACUUCAACCCAGCCUGGAGUGUUAAAGAGACGGUGUGUGCCUACAUGGACCGUAAAGAAGUGGAAGUGCCUGCUUAUGUGGAGGAAAGGUUUCCUGCCAAUCUCAUGAUGUCUCAGAUUGUGGAGACCUGGAAAUACACCGUCACAGCCAAGCAGGACUUGAUGACUGAGGGAUGGUCUGGAUGACUUAAGAGACAUUUGAGUUUAUCAGGUUAAUCAUACAUUCUCAAAACCAAAAAUGUUGAUUUUCCUUUUUCCUUUGCUGUUAUUGGUUUUUAUUUUACAACUUAAAGAAUACAUUGAAGCUAAACAUACUUUUUUUAUUUUAUGUUUUCUCAGGAUUAUGUAUUUUGGUAUUGACCACCAGAAUCUCAGAAAGUUUCUGCCGAGUGGUAUAAGGAAUUAGUACAGAAGAAAUAUGAAUCUUUACAUUUUAUUUGUUUUAAUCAAAUCUUGCUAACGAUAUGCCUGCAACAGAUGGGAUAGUUUUUUUAUUUGCCUUUUGUUUCUGUUUGUAUGGAUUUUUCUGUGAAAGUUACGUGUGACUAAAAAAGGAACCUAAACCUUGAGGCCCUUAAAAACAAUGAAGCACACCGAAACUGAACUUGAUGAAACGCUGCCGUAAAGCUUUUCAUUUACUAUGUUUUGUCAAUCUAUUUUUAAUCUAUCUUAAUCAUUUGAAGGGUAACUGUCUAAGUUGACAUUUUUCACUUGGAAAGUUUGUCAGGAUCUACUCAGGAAAUGUUGAUGUAUGACUUUGAGUAUUUACUUUGUAACUGUUUCACUUCAUAUUUUUCAGGAUACUUUUUACAUUUUUGGACCAGCAUUUAUUUUACUAUUGACCACCAGAAUCUAAUGACUAAUCUGCAUGGUGGUAUAAAAAAGUAGUACAGAAGAUUUAUGAUAGGCUACUCCGCAUUUUAGUAAAUAUAGCUGAAAGUUUUUUUUGUUUGUAUUUUUUAUAGAUUUUUUUGUAAAAACUACAUCUCAAAGGCUACCAAACAUACCACAACUGGUGGACUUGAGGAAAUGUUGCUUGGUGAUAACAUUUUUAAUGUUUCUUUUCCUAUACAUUUUUUGACACGUAUUUUAAUUUUGAACAGCAGAAUCUCAUAUCUUAUCAGCAUAGUGGUAUAAUAAACCAGUGCAGAAGGAAUAUUAUACUUUACUUUUUUGAAUUUCGUUUUUAUAUUUCCGUUUCUGCCUUUUCAAUGUAUUAUUUAAUUAGCCUUUUUUUGUUUUUAUUGUGAUGAUUUUUCUGUAAAAGUUGUGUGAAAGAGAAAAAACUGAACUAAACCUUGAGGCUCUUAAAAAAAGGAAGCAUGCCUAACGCUGCCUUAAACAGUUUUACUGUAAUCAUGAGCAAGUUGUUCAUUUACUUUUUUAUGUGUUUUCAAUCUAUCUUAGUCAUUUGAAGGAUAACUGUCUGAGUUGACAUUUUUCACUUGGAAAGAAUGUCAGGAUCUACUCAGGAAAUGUUGAUGUAUGACUUUGAGGAGUAUUUUUAAGGACACGUUUUACAUUUUUGGACCAACAUUUAUUUUCCUGUUGACCACCAGAAUCUCAGAGGUAAUCGGCAUGGUGGUAUAAAACAUGUUUUUAUUAUUUCUUAGACAUUUUACUUAAUAUAGCUGACAGUUUGCCUGUUUUUGAUUUUUACUUUUGGUUAUUUUCUUCGUUUCUUUAUUAGAUGUUUCUGUGAUAAGUAUAUGUUAAAUACUACCUUGAGGAAAUGUAGUUAUCACGAGCAAGCUGUUCAUACUCAAAAACAUGUUAUUGUAUGACUUUGGCAAGCAUGUUUUUGUACAGUUUAACUGUUAUAUUUGAUGUUUUGAAGUAUUUCUCUUCACAUUUUUGGACUAACAUUACAGUAUAUUACUCUUGACCACCAGAAUCACAUAAUUCAUCUGCAUUGUAAACUAGUACAGAAGAAAUAUGUGUCUUCCAAUUUUGAACAUCAUUGUGUGUUUUGAUGUUUUUUUCUCUACUUUUGACCACCAGGAUCUCAGAACUACUGGUAUAAUAAACUAGUGCAGAAGGACUGAUACCUUACUUUUUGAAUUUAUUUUUAAAUGUCCUUUUCUGCUCUGUCAAUUGAUUAGAAUUCAUUGAAAGAAUUGAAUUUCUGUCUGAGGAAUAUGUCAGGAUCUACUCAGGAAAAUGUUGACGUAUGACAAGCAUAUUCUGUGUAAGUGUUUCAUAUUAUCUUUUUGAAUAUUACUCUCUACAUUUAUUUUACUUUAUACCACCUUUUAUAAUCUGCACGGUCCUACAAUAAAGUACAACAGAGGAAA